AUGUGUGAGUCUUUGGGAGAGGCUGAGGAAGGGCCCGGCAAAGGGAAGUUCCUGGCUGGGCAGCUGGGUGGGCUCCGGGACACUGCCUGGGCUGACUGUGACCCCCUGAGAGUCCCUCAGCAACAGAGCUCACCAUGGCUUGGAAUUCGCCAGAGCUUGGAGCCCACCUGCACCGAGGCCCUGCGGCAUGUGGCAGGCGGGUGGCAGCCCCGGGCGGAGGAGCCGGGGCCGCGCAGCCCGAGCCGGGGCAGCCAGCGCGUCGAGUGCAUCAUCUGCUACUCCCCCUACGACCUGAGCGUGCGGCUGCCGCGGCGGCUGUACUGCGGCCACACCUUCUGCCAGGCGUGCCUGCGGCGGCUGGACGCGGUCAGCCUCGAGCAGCGCUGGAUCCCGUGCCCGCAGUGCCGCCAGAGCACGCCCACGCCCCGCGGCGGGGUCACCAUGCUGGACCUGGACCUGGCCGCCUUCCUGACCCUCCGGGCUGGCCGCGAGCAGCCGCGGGCGGCGGGCAGGGCCCCGGCCGAGCCUCCCGCCGGGGCUGCCGGCAAGGAGGCGGCGGGGAGCGAGCAGCCGGCGGGGCCGUGCCCGGAGCCGCUGCCCCCGGAGCCGCUGCCCCCGGCGCUGCGGGCCCGGCGCGGCUGCUGCCCGCUGUGCCCGUGCUGCGGCGUGAGCGCCGCCCUGGACAGCUGAGCGCCGGGGCUGCUGCGGGACCCCCUGUGCCUCACA
Messenger RNA from Taeniopygia guttata (zebra finch), 726 nucleotides. The record is from RefSeq and is a predicted model, not a curated record. Lineage: Eukaryota; Metazoa; Chordata; Aves; Passeriformes; Estrildidae.